This is a messenger RNA of Didymosphaeria variabile, 2127 nucleotides long. RefSeq lists its product as uncharacterized. Lineage: Eukaryota; Fungi; Ascomycota; Dothideomycetes; Pleosporales; Didymosphaeriaceae. The record is from RefSeq and is a predicted model, not a curated record. The transcript has a single exon. Bases 1 to 2127 code for a protein of 708 amino acids. Gene Ontology annotation, biological process: spliceosomal complex disassembly. Gene Ontology annotation, molecular function: nucleic acid binding. Gene Ontology annotation, cellular component: U2-type post-mRNA release spliceosomal complex.
AUGGAGGAGGAGGAGCAACAACCGAAGAAACGAUCUUUCAGACAGAGCUUCCGCCAAACGAAGAAGAAGCCUGAGAACAAUGGCGCUGAAGGCCACUUCUCUGGCCUUGGAGCCAAGCUCAUGGGCAAAAUGGGCUGGAAGAAGGGCGAAGGUUUGGGGGCGUCAGGAGACGGCAUAGCAGCCCCCAUUGAGGUCAAGCUGCGCAACACCAAAGGAGGCGUCGGCGCCGUCAGCGAAUUGAGCGAACAACAGAAGAAGGAAGCUAAGCGGAGGGCGAAAAGGGACGCGGAGGAAAAGGGAGAAGUCUACAUUGACUCGAGCGAGGAAGAGCGCCAGCGGCGCAAGAGGAGGAAGGUCGCUGGUAGCAUGGGCACGGGCACGGGCACGUCGACACCGAGCUCGACGCCGCGACCGAAGAAGACGAUCUACGAUCUGAAGGCUGCCGGCUUCGAAGUGCCGCGCCAACUUCAAAGCAUCGUCGAUGCGACCGGAACGCAAGUCAAGACAUCGUCUCUCAGCCUCCGCGGCGAGCAACCCAUAUUCCAAACUAGCCUCACUGGAAAAGUACAACGGGAACUGGCUGCAUUUGCGGAUGCAGCUGAAGCUGUGGAGUCGGAUGCUCAGAACAUCGACCUGGAGAGUGAGCGCCUGGAGGUCGAGCUGAAAGCCCUCGAACGCGAUGUCUCAGAGCUAGCCGAUAUCCGCUCACGGAUGGGAGAGCUCCCUGCGAAGGAAUGGCCGGAUUUGAUCGAAGGGUUGAAGAACCUGCGCAAGGCUUAUCCCUCGCGCAACUUUGAGAAGGAAGCUAUUGCGGCGAUAAGACCCACGUUCGAAAGACGCAUUGUAGGCUGGGAUCCAGCCACGGACACUCUUGAGGAUCUUGCAUUGAGCUUGGAAAACCUUAGCAUGAUCGAUUCAUCUUCAGGGAAGUCCACCAUCCCCUCGCACGAGGUUGGUCGUAUCGUCCUGGCACCCACUUACCCUCGGACCGAGCCAAUCAGUCGCCGAUCUACAACCCCUUACGAAACGUUGAUGUUGUCAUGGUUCUCACAUCUUCAGACUGCCAUGGUGCACGGGUUCCAGCCUGAUUCACCAUCUGCAUCCUCAUUUCUUCGGACUAUCGACAUUUGGUUCCCUGUCCUGCCCUCCUUUAUCAAGGCCAGGAUAACCAAGCAGAUCAAGCUCCGGUGCUCUGCUGCGAUAGACUCUUGGAAUGUUCGCAAAGCUAUCAAACAUAGAGAAACGCCACUCCCUCAGUGGAUUUUUGACUUCCUACCAUAUUACCCGGACAUCUUCACAGCGUGCAAGGGCAAACUCCGCACCGUGUUGGAGAUCUGGCCGAUACACAAGGGCGUCAUACCAGGCAUACAACUCUGGAAGAAAGCCUUUCCUGGCCCUGUGAAUCAGAUGCUUGUUAAGCACCUCCUCCCACGACUAGCAGAACACCUCCGAGGUCUCGAGAUUGACCCCGCAGACCAGAAGCUCGACGUUGUGUCUGCCGUAGUCACCUGGAAACCUCUGCUUUCUUCCCAUGUCAUAUCGGAACUUCUGCACUCGGCUUUUUUCCCCAACUUCUACAAUGUGCUACACUCAUGGUCCAGCUAUGCGGAAGCGCAGUACGCCGAGAUCGGCACCUGGGUGCAAUGGUGGAAAGACGAGACGCUGGGCGAGUAUAUCGCCGACCUAGAGAACGACUGGAUACAAGCGUACAAUCUGAUCAACGCGGCCCUAGACCUCCUGGAGCUCAACGGUGACAACGACGCCACCAUGGAGGACCUCCCACUCCCCAACGUAGAACCUGAACGCGUUGCUCCUGUGCCUGAGACACCACAACCUUCCCGAAUUAGGAAGCCUGAGCCAGCGCCACAAGAGGCUGAAGACGUCUCGUUCAAGGACUACGUCGAUUCCUGGUGCGCGGAGCAGGAUCUGCUGCUUAUGCCGCUACGGAAGAAAGACGAGACGACUGGCAUGGCGCUUUUCCGCAUUGCAGCGAGUGCUACGGGGGCAGGUGGUGUCGUGGUGCACUUCAAGGGCGACAACAUCUUUGCGCAGAACAAGAAGGAUAAAAGUAGUUGGGAUCCGGUGGGCUUGGACGAGGAACUAGUGAAACGUGCAGAGGGAAGAUGA